Trichoderma harzianum CBS 226.95 is the source of this 816-nucleotide messenger RNA. RefSeq lists its product as hypothetical. NCBI's taxonomy places the organism in Eukaryota, Fungi, Ascomycota, Sordariomycetes, Hypocreales, Hypocreaceae. The coding region runs from base 1 to 816 and encodes 271 amino acids. The record is from RefSeq and is a predicted model, not a curated record. The transcript has a single exon.
AUGUCUUCCUCAGUACUUGAAGUCACAAAAGUGACAACACAUUAUUGGAAAAUAGCAAUCAAUCACGGUCCCUUUAACUUGGCAGGACCAGAAUUCUUCCUAGACCUUUGGAAUCUUUUACAGACUAUUGAAGGAGAACCAGACUUGAAGAUCAUGGUUUUCGAGAGCGCAAUCCCAGAUUUCUUUAUUUCUCAUUACGACUUACAACGGGCUUCGUCUAUCCCCGCCGAUCUGUUAGCCAAAUGGCCGUUAAUGAUGCUAAAACUCGCAACAAUACCCGUCAUCACGGUCGCCGCGAUCCGUGGAAGGACUCGAGGCAUUGGGUCCGAAUUUGUAUUGGCCUGUGACAUUCGGUUUGGCAGCGCAGAGAAAGCUAUCUUGUCCCAAGCUGAGGUCAGCUUCGGACUCCUCCCCGGAGGCGGAGGCAUUGAAUGGCUUCCAAAGCACGUGUCACGCGGUCGAAUGCUGGAGAUAAUUUGUGGCAGUGAUGAAUUUGAUGCCGCAACCGCCGCGCAAUACGGUUGGAUCAACCGCGCUCUUCCAGACGCUGAUCUGGAUAGUUUUGUGGACAAAUUCGCCCAUCGUGUGGCAGGCUGGCACAAACAAGCACUAUCAUCAGCAAAGCAUUUAACAAAUGAGCGAUUUGGGCUUCCUAAAGAGGAACACUUUUUUGAGUCUUAUCAGGCGAUGGCGCAGCUUUGGGCGGAUACUGACGUGCAGAGAAGGAUGGAGGUUCUAAUUGAUAAAGGUCUUGAAAAAGACAAGAAUGUGGAACUGACUGUCGCAGAGUUCACUGCUAGAUUUCCCAUGCAUUAG